UCCCCGCAGCCCCCGCAGUCCCCUCAGGACGGUGGGGUCGAGGAGGGAGGAGGAAGCAGGACGCAGGGCCAGAGGCCCGCAAAGGGACCCUCGCUCGGCCAGGAGCUGCUCUCGGCCCCUCCCCCACACCAGACCCAGAUGGAACCCCCUGCCGCUGAGUGGGAGAUGGUCCCGCCUCCGGGGAACCCUCGCCUGCGUCACAAAGGAGGCCCGGAAGCCUCAGUGGAACCCCACCUGAAGCCACUGCUCUCCGGCCUUGGGAGCCCUCCCACCUGGCCCCAGCUCACGGGAGCUCUAGGCCAGCCCGACCCAGCCUUCUGAGACCUGCCCGUGGGACGCGGCCGCCCCCGAGUGACCUGAAGAGACUUGGCGAUGGGGAAGCCCGAGAGCCCGGUAGGGAUGGUGGAGAUUGCCGGCUGGUCGGGACAGAAGCGCCCGGGCCUCCUGGAGGGGGUGCUGCUGCUGCUGCUGCUGCUGCUGAGUGUCGCCCUGGUGGCCCUGGGCCUCCUCUACGCCGCCCGCGGCGGAGGGAAGCAGCCGCCGCCCUUUCCUAGCCGGCUGUGCUUCUCAGAGGACGAGAAGACCCUUGUAAGACGAAAACCCCGAGCCAUCCAACGGCCCCAGGUGAUGGGUGAAAUCUGCACCACCCCUGGCUGCGUGAUAGCAGCCGCCAGGAUCCUCCGGAACAUGGACCCGUCCGGGGAACCGUGUGACGACUUCUACCAGUACGCGUGCGGAGGCUGGCUGCAGCAUCACGUGAUCCCCGAGACCAACUCCCGGUACAGCGUCUUUGACGUCCUUCGAGACGAGCUGGAGAUCAUCCUCAAAGGAGUGCUGGAGAACUCCACCGCCAAGGACAGGCCGGCUGUGCAGAAAGCCAAGAUGCUGUACCGCUCCUGCAUGAACGAGAGCGUGAUAGAAAAACGAGACUCGCAGCCCCUGCUGAACAUCUUGGAUCUGAUGGGCGGCUGGCCGGUGGCCAUGGACAAGUGGAACGAGAGCGUAGGCGCGUCCUCAUCGACCUGUUCAUCUGGAACGACGACCAGAACUCCAGCCGGCACAUCAUCUACGUACGAGCCGCGCCGGGGGGCCGGGAUAGACCAGCCCACCUUGGGCAUGCCGUCCCGAGAAUACUAUUUCGACGAAGGCAACAACCACAAGGUGCGGGAAGCAUACCUGCAGUUCAUGGUGUCGGUGGCCGCGAUGCUGCGGGCGGACAUGAACCUCCCCGAGAACGGCUACCUGGUGCGGGAGGACAUGGCGCAGGUGCUGGAGCUCGAGACGCAGCUGGCAAACGCCACGGCCCCGCAGGAGGAGAGGCAUGACGUCACCAGUCUGUACCACAGGAUGGGCCUGGAGGAGCUCCAGAACAAGUUUGGCCUGAAGGGGUUUAACUGGACCCUCUUCAUACAAUCUGUGCUGUCCUCUGUCAAAAUCAAACUGCUGCCAGAUGAGGAAGUCGUGGUGUAUGGCAUCCCCUACCUCCGGAACCUCGAAGACAUCAUCGAUGUCUACUCAGCCAGGACCAUGCAGAACUACCUGGCCUGGCGCCUGGUGCUGGACCGCAUUAGUAGCCUGAGCCAGCGAUUCAAGGAUGCGCGAGCUAACUACCGUAAGGUGCUCUACGGCACGACCGUGGAGGAGGUGCGCUGGCGAGAAUGCGUCAGCUACGUCAACAGCAACAUGGAGAGCGCCGUGGGCUCCCUCUACGUCAGGGAGGCCUUUCCCAGAGACAGCAAGGAUGCGGUCAGAGAGCUCAUUGACAAGGUGCGGGCGGUGUUCGUGGAGACCCUGGAUGAGCUGGGCUGGAUGGACGAGGCAUCCAAGGAGAAGGCCCAGGAGAAGGCCAUGAGCAUCCGGGAGCAGAUCGGGUACCCAGACUACAUCCUGGAGGAGAGGAACAAGCACCUGGACGAGGAGUAUUCCAACCUGAACUUCUCGGAGGACCAGUACUUUGAAAACGGUCUUCAGAACCUCAAGGCUGGUGCCCAGCGGAGCCUCAAGAAGCUUCGGGAGAAAGUGGACCAGAACCUCUGGAUCAUCGGGGCGGCCGUGGUUAACGCAUUCUACUCCCCAAACCGAAACCAGAUAGUAUUCCCCGCUGGGAUCCUGCAGCCCCCCUUCUUCAGCAAGGAGCAGCCACAGGCCUUGAACUUCGGGGGCAUUGGGAUGGUGAUCGGGCAUGAGAUCACUCACGGCUUUGACGACAACGGCCGGAACUUCGACAAGAACGGCAACAUGCUCGAUUGGUGGACCAACUUCUCAGCACAGCACUUCCAGGAGCAGUCGGAGUGCAUGGUCCACCAGUACGGGAACUACUCCUGGGACCUGGCCGACCACCAAAACGUGAACGGGUUCAGCACCCUCGGGGAAAACAUCGCUGACAACGGAGGAGUGCGGCAGGCAUAUAAGGCUUACCUAAAGUGGAUGGCAGACGGUGGCAAGGAUAAGCAGCUGCCAGGGCUGGAACUGACCUACGACCAGCUUUUCUUCAUCAACUAUGCCCAGGUGUGGUGCGGGUCUUACCGGCCUGAGUUCGCCGUACAGUCUAUCAAGACCGACGUCCACAGCCCCCUGAAGUACAGGGUGCUGGGCUCGCUGCAGAACCUGGCGGCUUUCGCGGACGCCUUCCACUGUGCCCAGGGCACCCGCAUGCACCCGCGGGAGCGAUGCCGCGUCUGGUAGCCGUCGCCGGCCGCACUGUGGCCACGCCCACCCGCCGCGGCAGGCCAGGCAGCCCUCGCACGUGCAGCUGGAGCCACGGGCAAGGCCAAGGCGCACACGCUGCCGGCCCCGCGCGGGGCCUGGAGCGCAGCCGCGGCCCCAGCACCCAGGGCAAGCGGUGACUGCCCGGCGCCCUCCGUGCCUGCGGUGAGGGGCACGGUGCCCCAGCCCUGUAGACGCGUUUACCUGUCUGCACCCUCUCCAAACAUCCCAGUCAGCUGUCCAUGAGCUUCAGACUUGAGCUAAGUAAACGCUUCAAAGAAGCCA
Molecule: messenger RNA, 2991 nt
Organism: Herpailurus yagouaroundi (jaguarundi)
Lineage: Eukaryota; Metazoa; Chordata; Mammalia; Carnivora; Felidae
Gene: MMEL1
Product: membrane metalloendopeptidase like 1
Exons: 24
Coding region: 373-2685 (770 amino acids)
Biological process (GO): protein processing
Cellular component (GO): plasma membrane
Molecular function (GO): metalloendopeptidase activity
Source: RefSeq, a predicted model, not a curated record